ACACACUCCUCCACCUGUUUGUAUUUACUAUCAACACUUUCAAAAAAACCCUUUGCUUCCCUCUAUUUAUAAACCCUAGUUUCCGGUUUCAUUCUACCACCAUUUGCAAAAAAAUAACCUCUGCUUUCUCUCUGUAAUUUCAGUGUGUGUUUUUUGAAAUGAGAGGGAUGAAGAGUUUAACCAUUUGGGCACUCUUUGCUGCUUUACUCUCACAGCAGCUGUUUGCUUCUGUUGCUUCCAUAAGGUUUGAGGAUUCGAAAACAUACUACUCUCCUCCCGACCCAAAUGCAGGAACUCCUCCAUCACACGGAGGAUACACACCAACUCCUUCGACUCCAUCACAUACCCCUCCUUCUAACUGUGGAAGUCCACCUUACGACCCAACUCCUUCAACUCCAUCUCACACUCCAACUCCUUCGACUCCAUCUCACACUCCAACUCCUUCGACUCCAUCUCACACUCCAACUCCAUCACACACCCCAACUCCAUCACACACCCCAACUCCAUCACACGGUACUCCUCCUUGCAACUGUGGAACUCCACCUUCACACCCUUCAACGCCCUCACACCCUUCCACGCCUUCUCACCCUUCAACGCCUUCACGUCCUCCUUCUGGUGGAUAUUACUCAUCUCCUCCACCAAGUACUCCCGUCGUUGUGACUCCACCAACACCCAUUGUUGACCCUGGCACACCCAUCAUUGGAGGAAGCCCACCAACUCCUAUUAUUGACCCUGGCACUCCUGGAUCUCCUUUCGUCCCUGCUCCUUUCCCACCAAUCACUGGAACUUGCGAUUACUGGAGAAACCACCCUACAUUGAUAUGGGGUCUGCUUGGCUGGUGGGGAACUGUUGGAGGAGCUUUUGGUACAGUCAGUAUUCCAAGUAGCAUCCCAGGGUUUGAUCCUCACAUGAACCUUCUUCAGGCGCUUUCCAACACUCGUACUGAUGCCAUUGGAGCUCUUUACCGUGAAGGCACAGCGUCUUGGUUAAACUCAAUGGUCAACAAUAGGUUCGCUUUCACAACCCCUCAAGUCAGAGACCACUUUGUAGCAGGACUUUCUUCAACCAAGGCAGCCACAAAGCAGGCUCACACCUUCAAGCUUGCCAAUGAAGGUCGCCUAAAGCCAAGAGUCUGAAAAAGAAGAGAGUUUCAUUUUCUCAGUUUGUUUGUUGGUUUGCAUUAAAAAACAAAUCUUUUAAUUAAUUAUCCUAUGUUGUGUGUGCUCAGUAGAGUUUUAAGUGUCCAAUAGCUCCUCUAGUAAUAUUUUAUGAUGGAUACUCCUUUAUAUUUGAUGUUGCUGUUUUAAAUAAUGUUUAGUAGUUCCCCUGUUUCUCAAAUCACUGUUCAAGAGCGUCUAAAGAAGAUUAAUUAUCACAUGAAAAUUAAAAUGAACAAAGAAGAACAAGAAGCUAUCAAUAGGAU
Messenger RNA from Thlaspi arvense, 1423 nucleotides. The record is from the annotation of a GenBank genome assembly. Lineage: Eukaryota; Viridiplantae; Streptophyta; Magnoliopsida; Brassicales; Brassicaceae.